Molecule: messenger RNA, 3953 nt
Organism: Dimorphilus gyrociliatus
Lineage: Eukaryota; Metazoa; Annelida; Polychaeta; Dinophilidae
Source: the annotation of a GenBank genome assembly
AGUCUAGUAUUAAAUCUUGAAUUUAUGACGUAGAACAUUGACGUAAUAUUUAAGCCAAAACUGCUUGUUGAUUUUGCUUGUUAUUACCGUUAAAAAAGGUUGGAUAGGUUUAGAAUUAGGUUGUAGAAUGAGAUAGAUACUAAUAUGUUUGGGAAACUGUGUUUAUUCAUAUUUAUUACAUUCCUAUUCGAUCUGACAGUAUCUGAUGAUCUAAGAUUAUAUAUAGAUGGACCAAGUGAAUUGUCGGAAAGCGAUAAUAGUGUAAAAUAUUUUGUGUAUAGGCUUACCGGAACGGGAAGUUGCACACGAAACGUUUCUUUAUCAAAUUCUGUAAGCGUCAAAGGGAAUUUAUUACAAGUGUUUAAUUCUUCUCAAGUUGAUGUUUCAUUUACUUUGAUUAUCACCGAUAACGAUAUUAAGGAGCCCGAUGACGAAAUAACGUUCUUUCUAGAUUGCAUUGACGAUUCCAAUGGUCUACCAAUUAAAUUCGAAAAACGUAUUAAGAUAAAAGAUGACGAUACUCAUCCAUAUAAAUCUUCAUUUCUUAUGCAAAAUUUCCUGUUAAAUGUCUUAUACGAAGGAAGAUUGGAAGCCUUAUAUCUAUAUACUUUGAGAGGAAUGGCUAAUUGCAAUAUAAAAUCAUCAAAUACAUCUCGGUUAGAGGUAAUUGGUAACUCGGAAAAGUUUCUUAUGGCUAAUUUAAUAUCUUAUGUUAUGCUUUACGCUGUUGAGAAUAGUAAUAUUGAAAAUGAUCAAACUGAGAGAAUUUUCAUUGACUGCCUCGAUAAAAAUACAAAUAGACGAAGCUUUUAUCAACAUGAAAUAACAAUUAUUGAUAACGAUGGUGAAAAUAUUACAAAACCUAUUAAAUUUGGUUUACUCAGUUUGGAAGAAGUUAAUGAGGAUGAAGAUAUUGCUAUUUUUGUCACUCCCCAUUCAGGUUCAGGAGAUUGUUUAAUAAGUUUAAGCGAAAACGAAAUAGGAGAACUUACUGGUCCAAAGAAUUUCUUCCUGGAUGCUAAUAAACGAUGUACAUUUAUUUUUAAGCCGAAGAAGAAUUUUAGGAUUAAAGGUGAUAGAAGAGUUGAUAUUUGUUUGACAUGUACAAAUAGAAUUUCGAAACGUGUUGAUUAUUCAAAGAAAAAUAUUUUAAUUAGAGAAACUAGCCAAGAUGAUCCUUUUGACGUUAUAAAAGCGACUGGAGAUCCUCAUUUUACACAAAUUGUAUCAGAUGAAUUAGCCGAAUCAAAGAAAUACGUUUGCUACGAUAUAGCCGGUAAAGCUGGCGAUAUUAUAAAUAUCUUUCAAAAAACAUUUAACGGUGAUAUAUCGGUUUUGGGUGUAUUAAAAGAUGAUUAUUAUAUGCACAAGAUAUCUAUAUCAUUUCUUAGUAAGAAUUUAUCAACAACUACCGAUGAGAUCUAUUUAAGCGAUGGUAGAAUUUUGAAUUGGGAACAAUUGGAAUCUUAUAAAUCGUUUCCUUUCGGUAAACAUUUUAUAACAUUCGCAAAGAAUUAUAUUAAAAUAUUAGUUGAAAGUGACGAAGUAAACGAUCCUUUCCUGAGUAUCAUUCUAAAAAGGUCUCAUCAUCCGAUAACUGGCUAUUAUUUAGACGUUAUUAUUCACGGUAUAAAUGGAAAUUAUCAUGGAAUGGAUGGACUUAUUGGUAGAAUUGGAAAUAAUAAAUUCAAAUUUUACGAACCAGUACAAAAAACGAAUAAUAUUUGGAAUAACGAGUCUAAUCCUUCAAAAGUAGCCGUUGAAAUUAAUGGUUUACUAAAACCUGGAAGAAUUGAAAAGAGAGAGGGAUUCGAUUGUUGGCUCUUGAACACAAAAGAUUUAUUAUAUCCAUAUUCAUUGAACGUAUCUCAUGCCUCUUUCCUUCUACGUUUGGAGUCAUUUAAUCAAAUGUACGAAAAUGUUAGGGAGGUUAUGGUAGCCUCAUCAGUACAAGGAAGCGCUACGUGCAAUAUUCACUCGUCUAAUCCUCAACGUCUACAAAUUUACAUGGGAGCAACAAUAGAAUUUGUACCUAAUAAAUCAGUAAAUGUCAUUUUGGAAGGAGUAGACAAUAGCAUCCUAGACGGAGAAGAACUCGUAACAAUAUUUUUUGUUUGCGUUGAUAAAGAAACUGCUGAAAGUAGUACUUAUUCUAUAUCAAUGACGAUUUUAGAUAACGAAAUCAAUAAACUUCUACCUGGAAAAAUCGAAAUGGUUGCAACAACUACUGUUGAAGAGGGAAGUCCAUUCGAAAUAUCAGUAUUUCGUGUACAAGGGGAUUCUCAAUGCCGGGCUUUUGUUUCCUCCACUUCCGAUUUAACAUUGAAAGAUAAUACGUAUUUUUCUAUGACGGAUCAAGCUUUUAAGAAAACAUUAAACUUUAACGUUAUAAGCGAUGGAAAAGCGGAAGGAAAUGAACUUGUUACAAUCACAGUUAGAUGCCGUAACGUUCUUGGUGGGACGUAUAUUGAUCACGUUGUUGGCAUUGUCAUAAAAGACUCGACAAUUAUUCCAUUUGCCUUGCACAUUAUAGCUUUUAAUUAUAUAAAGGAAGGUAAGAUAGGGCAUGUUGAGACUUAUGCUCAAGGAAGUGGAUACUGCUCCGUUACAUCUUCAUAUCCUCAACGAUUGGAGAUUAUACAAGGGAAAUCUUUAAUAUUCGACAAUAAUCUGAUAGAAAUAGGCGUUUUAUUCGAAGCAAAGAAAAAUAAUCAAGUAGAUGAAAAUCAAAUGGUUUUUCUAAAUUUUCACUGUACAGAUAGCAAUACAAAUGAAAAAACAAACUCUUACGUAUCUUUAACAAUUAUAGACGCUGACGGUUUGGAUUAUUUUUAUUAUCCUUCUUUUUUAGAUAAAAUCAGUAGAGCUAACAAUUAAUUGACUAUAGUAACAGAAGAACUAGAGCCAGGUAGGUUAGAAAUUCAUACGACUACCGAUGUAAGAGAAGGAGAGAGUUUCACGGUUCGAAUACGUUGGCAAGAUUGGGAAAACGUUGGGAAAAAAGUCUUUUGCCAAGCUAUCAUAUCCCGUCCAUUCCAGCUUGUUUUACGUAAUCCGUCUCAUUUUGCCAUAGGUUACGAUGAUCCUGAAAUAUAUUUGGAUUUCGAGGCAUUAAAUGAUAAAAUUGUGGAAAUAGAUGAAACUCUAGACAUAAAUAUACGAUGCAGAGAAAGUUCAACUGUUCCAUAUAUCAACCACAUAUUUUCCCUUAUUAUUAGAGAUUCAGAUAUGCAAUCAUACGGAGAUCCGCACUUUAUACAAACUGUUCUAGAUGAGACUGAACACGAUAAAAAAGCAAUUUGUUAUGAUAUGUUUGGAAAGCCAAAUGAUAUAAUCUACCUUUAUGGUCAAGUUACAAAUUAUCAAAAAAUAUUUAUCUACGGCCAGCUUAAAGAUGAUUAUUAUAUGCACGUUGUAAAAGUUGUAACAAAGUUUGGUAAUAUAACGUCAAAUGUUCACAAUACUAUAUUACCAAGUGGUAAAACUCUUGGUUGGAUUGAUAGUGACAAGAAGAUUGUAUCGUUCGUUGACAAAUUGAUUAUAAUUCAAAGGAAAAACAUUAUUGAAAUUAGAAUACCAAAUAAUAUAUUCCGCAUAGGAUUCUUAACGAUUACGAUUCAAAGAUCAAAUCAUUUAGAAUACGCUUUAAAUGUAUAUAUUGAUAGACAAAUGAACGAAAAUUAUAAUAAAAUCGACGGAAUCCUCGGUAGAGUUGGUAAGAGUAAUUUCAAGUUCAAUAAACCUAUUCAAAAUUCCAAAAAUUUAAAAUCUAAUCAACGAGGAUCAAUAGAAAUAAAUGGAAAGUUAACUACUGGAAUAAUAAUAAAAAGAGAAAAAGUUAAUUGUUGGUUAUUAAAUAUAAAAGAUGCUAUUUAUCCUUCACAUUUAAAGGAGUUUCUAUUCAAGGAGAACAAUUUUAUUUAGAGAUUUAUUAUCCUUUAUAGAGUAUUUUA